Harmonia axyridis is the source of this 4505-nucleotide messenger RNA. RefSeq names its product chitin synthase chs-2-like. Gene Ontology annotation, molecular function: chitin synthase activity. The record is from RefSeq and is a predicted model, not a curated record. The transcript has 16 exons. NCBI's taxonomy places the organism in Eukaryota, Metazoa, Arthropoda, Insecta, Coleoptera, Coccinellidae. Bases 109 to 4422 code for a protein of 1437 amino acids. Gene Ontology annotation, cellular component: cell periphery; cell septum.
CUAAUAGCAGUAUUCAAUACUGUUCUUGUAUGAUCCUAUUCAAUUUCUGCGACACUGUCAGCUUGAAAAUAUGUGGAAAAUUUAAAAUUACGAUAUAUAAGGUGAAACAUGAAGAGAACCAGAGGAUUUUAUGGCGAUGAAAGACAACCCCUCGCCGACCUUAAGGAAGAAACGCAAGAGCCACAAGAGGAAUCUUCUUGGAAUGUAUUCUCAGACACUCCAAGAAAACCUGAUACGGGGUCCAGCGAUGAUUCUGGAAAAUAUGAAUUUAUGGUGAAAUCCCUCAAAAUAGUAGCGUACAUAGUAGUUUUCAUCGUGAUCUUAUCCAGUGCAGUAAUAUCAAAAGGGACGCUUUUGUUGAUGACGUCACAAGUAAAAGCUGAAACAGUAAGACCGUUUUGUAAUCAAAGUUUAGACGCUGAGAGAAAAUUUACUGUUGAAUUGCCAGUUGAAGAAAGAGUUGUUUGGAUUUGGGUUUUGAUAUUCGUUUAUUUUGUACCUCAAUUGGGAAUUUUCUUUAGGUCAUUACGAGUUUGUUUAUUCAAAUCAUGGAAAAAGGAUAAACUAUUGGAAUCAUUUUUCCCAAUAUUUAUAACUGAAACUCUACCAGCUAUUGGAAGUGCUAUUCUAGUAUUUUGUAUUUUACCUGAGUUGGAUGUCCUUAAAGGUGCUAUGUUGACUAAUGCAUUCUGCUUUGUGCCUGCAGUUGUAGGAUUUAUCUCAAGGAGUCAAGAUGAAUCCGACCAAUCCAAGAAAAUUGAUGUUUCGACAGUAACAAUUCUAGAUUUGCUCUGUAUAAUGGCGCAAAUUACAUCAUUUAUCAUGUGGCCAUUGAUAGAACACAAUUCCACCUUGUUACUAAUACCCAUAUCUGGAAUUUUCAUCUCAUUCGGAUGGUGGGAGAAUUAUGUCGACGAGAAUGCCAAGUUUGGAUUCAUAAGAGAGUUAGCCAAAAAAAGAAGGGUGUUCCAGAACAAAACUUACUUCUUCUAUAUUUUCAUAUCUAUCACAAACUGUUUGAUUUUUCUUGCUACCACAAUUAUAAUUUUCUGGAUGAAGGAAGGAGAAUUCAACUUUAUAUUCGAACACUUCACGGAAGCAUUUUCUAAUAGAUUGAUCAAUGUGACUGAGGUACAGAUGUAUGUUGAAGAAUUAUCUCCAGCAGGAUUGGACGAUACGUUUACAACAAUAAAUCCUACAGUAGAAGCUAAUGUUUGGACACCUUUAUCCAUUCUCAUUAUCAACUUUCUGUCCUCAUACAUAUGUUAUGCGUUCACGAAAUUUGCUAGUAAAGUUUCAAUUCAAGAAUUCAGUUUUGCGUUUGCGAUAAAUCAAACUAUUCCCGUUCUUAUAUGCAUACUGAUAGUAAUGACUGGCAAAUAUCUAGAGGACGAAUGCUCUUACACCGAUAUAUUUCCAGCAUAUCUAUUUUACAAUCCUCCAGCGUUUUAUGUCCUCAAAGAUUUUGUAAAACAGCAGUAUGCUUGGAUAUGGUUGUUUUGGCUUUUAUCUCAAGUCUGGGUAACAAUUCACAUAUGGAAUCCCAAAUGUGAUAAGCUCUCGAAAACGGAAAAAUUGUUUAUGAAACCCAUGUACGAUGCUUUUCUCAUUGACCAAUCAGUUUGUCUGAAUAGAAGAAGAAAUGAUAGUACUUUACAGGCAGAUAAGAAAGAAGAAGCUACCAACCCAAAAGUUUACGUAUGUGCAACAAUGUGGCACGAGAAUGAAGAAGAGAUGUUUACCUUCCUUAAAUCUAUAAUGAGACUUGAUGAAGACAACUGUGCACAUCACAUAGCGAAAUAUCACAUGCACACAGAUGUGCCAAGCUUUUACGAACUAGAAUGUAAUAUAUUUUUCGAUGAUGCAUUCAUUAGGAAGAAAAUGAAAGACGAGACGAAAAUUGAUAAUGAUCCAAUGCUCAACACCUACGUAUUGGCGUUAUGUUCCCAAAUAACAAAAGCAUCUUCAGAAGUUCACGGUGUAGAUGUGGAAUUGAGACCACCAAAGAUAUAUUCCACCCCUUAUGGAGGAAGAAUUGUUUGGACCUUGCCUGGUAGAACAAAACUUAUUGCGCAUUUGAAGGACAAAGCCAAAAUUAGAGCUAAGAAAAGAUGGUCCCAAGUGAUGUACAUGUAUUACCUCCUAGGUUAUAGAUUGCUUCCUGAGAUGAAAAUUGGUAAAGCGUCAUCAGAGAACACAUAUAUUCUGGCAUUAGAUGGAGAUAUAGAUUUCAAGCCAGAAGCAAUGCACCUUCUGAUAGAAUAUAUGAAGAAAAAUAGAAAAUUGGGAGCGGCAUGUGGCAGGAUCCAUCCAGUUGGAAGCGGAGCCAUUGCUUGGUAUCAAGUAUUUGAAUAUGCUGUUGGUCAUUGGUUACAAAAAGCCACGGAGCACGUAGUUGGUUGUGUUCUAUGUAGUCCUGGUUGUUUUUCGCUCUUUAGAGCUGAAGUAUUGAUGCAAGAUCGAGUUAUGAAGAAAUAUACAUCUAUAGCGAAUCUGGCUAGGCAUAGAGUUCAAUACGAUCAAGGCGAAGAUAGAUGGCUAUGCACUCUUAUUUUACAAGCUGGUUACCGUGUAGAAUAUUCAGCAGCAUCAGAUUCCUACACUCAUUGCCCAGAGGGUUUCAAUGAAUUUUACAAUCAGAGAAGAAGAUGGAUUCCUUCCACCAUGGCUAAUAUCAUCGAUGUAUUGAGCGAUUACAAACACGUUGUUGAAAUAAAUGAUGACAUAAGCAUGAUAUACAUAUUUUAUCAGGUGGUUUUGUUGAUUGGAACAGUCAUAGGACCUGGAACCAUAUUCAUGAUGUUAGUUGGAGCAGCAGUGACUGUUUUUCAGAUGGAUCAAUGGACUAGCUUCCUGGUCAAUUUGGUGCCGAUUUUGAUUUUCAUUUUUACAUGUGCUCUAACUAACGACAAAGUUCAGCUUAUGGUUGCCGGAAUUCUAAGUAGUAUAUAUGGAUUAAUAAUGAUGGCUGUGAUGAUAGGAGUUUUACUGCAAAUACAUGAUGAUGGAGUGCUCGCUCCUAGUUCACUUUUCUUUUUUUUCAUGGUCUCCGAGUUCAUAGUUGCAGCUUUGAUCCACCCCAAGGAGUUUUAUUGCCUCAAAUAUGGAAUAAUAUAUUAUGUCACCGUCCCAAGUAUGUACAUGCUCUUGAUGAUAUUUUCGGUUUUCAACAUGAACAAUGUAAGCUGGGGUACUAGAGAUAUAACAACGGUAGCAGAAGAGGUUCCUACAGAAGAGAAAAAAGUUGAGACAGAAAAAAAAGAAACUUCAGGUUUUUUUGCAUUCCUCGAAGGUCAAAAAGAAAAGAUCAAAGAAGAAGGGACUUUGGAUAUUUCCUGCGCAGGACUAUUCAACUGCUUUUUCUGUACACAUCCUAGCGAAGAAUAUGAGAAACUAGUGGCAAUCAAAGUAUCACUAGAAGAAAUUAACAAGAAGUUGGGAAUUAUAGAGAACAAACAAGUCCUCACGGUAGAACCUGUUAAGUUGGAAAAACCGAAGGAAGAAGAACCAAGUAAUGAUUUUGUUAUGAGCAACAGUUGGUUUUACCAUAAACAGAUAUUGAAUGGACAAGUGGAGUGGCUAGAAGAUAGGGAAGAAAAAUUCUGGAAUUCACUGAUAAAGGAAUACCUAACUCCACUGGAUGAAUCCCAUAAACAGAAAGCAAUAGCACAAGAUCUCAAAGAUCUCAGAGACAAGAUGGUGUAUACAUUCUUCAUGAUAAAUGCCCUUUUUGUUUUGGUUAUAUUUUUACUUACUUUGAAAAAGGAUAUUAUUCAUCUCAACUGGCCCUACAAUCCAAAAAUCAAUUUCACCUAUGUAGAUAAUGAAAACGAGGUCCAAAUUAUGAAAGACUACCUUCAUCUUGAACCCAUUGGAUUCGUAUUUUUGAUUGGUUUUGGAGGACUGCUCAUAACUCAGAGUAUUGGAAUGUUUGUUCAUAGAUUUUCAACCUUUUCUCAAAUAUUAUCUAAUACUGUUAUCGACUGGAGUAUACUAAAAAAAGACAUUCAUAAUAAUAAAGACCCUGAGGCAAUCAAAAUGACUGUAACGAAAGAUAAUGCUGUUAGGAUAGCAAAAGAACUGCAACGGCUAUAUGACGUAAAUAAAAGUAAAGAUGAGAUAGAAAACGAGAAAUUACCAGCAGGAAAAAGGAAAUCGGUGGUUAUGUCAGCUUUACCUAAUAGGCAGAAGCAUAGAAUAUUCGAUCUUGUUUCAGCUUAUAAAGCCAAAAUGAAAAUGUAUGAUGACGAAGGCUUUCAAGGACCUGUGGAUAGAAAAACAAUUCAAUUCAUCAAAAGAAGGCACACACAGGUUAUGCGACAAUCCAAGUUCAAUUUGCAACCUCCAAAAUCACCUGGUAGAGAAUAUAUGAAGCCGAUAUAUGAAGUAGCUGGAGCCGAUGCUGGAGCAACGGCUAGCUGAUAUACGCUGAUAUUGGUUCAAUAACUUUCUCAAGAUAAUUCUUUUUCUUUUUGAAAAGUACUAAAUAAAAAUUUGUUUUAUAA